CACCGCUUGCUUUCGUUCCCAGGCUCUGGCCUACGGCGGGCGAGGAUUCCGGAGCCUGAAGGGCUGGACGCCGUCUGGCCCGGCUGGCACCCAGCGGGCGCGGGCUGUGCGGGCGAGGGUUCGCGUGGGCUGGGCAGAGGCGGGAACGGGGACCCCCGAGCGCGAGCCCCGGAGCCCGCGGGCUGGGCCGCAGGGGCCGGGCGGGCGGCGGCGACGCAGUGCCAGACCUUCUGCGGCGCGCGGCACAGCGAGGCCCCGGGAGGGACGUGGGCCUGAAGGGAGCUUGUCCCGUAGGCCCAGAGCCGGCUCCUCGGGCCCAGUGGCCUCGGGAGGCGGAGAGGAGGGACCCCGGAGAGGAGCGCGCCGGAGGAGCAGCCCCCGGCCCGGAGCCUCGGGAGCCCGGGGCUGGUCAGCGAGUCCCGACUGGGUACACCGUUUACAGUCUACGAUUUUUCCAAGAGCAGCAGAAAAUGAAUGAAUCCCAGGUAUGCAUUUGAAUAUUGUCAGAGGUCUUUUCAGCAUCUUCGGAAAUGGGCCAGUGUCAUUCAAGGACGUGGCCGUGGACUUCACUCAGGAGGAGUGGCAGCAGCUGGACCCUGAUGAGAAGACAACCUACAGGGACGUGAUGCUGGAGAACUACAGCCAUCUGGUCUCCGUGGGGUACGACAGCACCAAACCGAACGUGAUCCUCAAGUUGGAGCAGGGAGAGGAGCCUUGGGUAGCAGAUGGCGAGUUCCCACGGCAAUUUCACCCAGAAGAAGUCUGGAAAGUUGAUGACCUGAUGGAGAGAGCCCAAGAAAAUAAAGACGAAUGUUCAAGGCAAGCUGUUUCUAUCAACAGCAGAACCCUGACUGAGGAGAGAGAGGUUGCAUUUGAUAAAACUUAUAACAUGGAAAUAAGCCUUGUUCCUUCAAACCUAAUAUCUCAUAAUUGUGUCUCAUGUGGAAAGAUUUUGGGAUCUACUUCAGAAUUAAUUAUUAGUGAUGGAAGCUAUGCAAGAAAGAAACCUGAUGAGUGUAGUGAAUGUGGGAAAACAUAUCAUGGAGAGAAACUCUAUGAAUUUCAUCAAAAUGGGGAAGCCUUUUCUCAAAAUGAAGAAAGUAUUCAGAAAAUUAGUAUUUUGGAGAAACCCUUUGAAUAUAAUGAAUGCACAGGAGCCUUAGACAAUGAAGCUGUUUUCAUUACUCAUAAGAGAGCUUAUAUGGGGGAGAAGCCCUAUGAUUGGAAUGAUUCUGGAUCAGACUUCAUCCAGAUGUCAAGUUUUAAUGUAUACCAGAGAUCACAGAUGGAGUUGAAGCCCUUUGAAUGCAGUGAGUGUGGAAAAUCCUUCUGUAAAAAGUCAAAAUUCAUUAUACACCAGAGGGCUCACACUGGAGAGAAACCUUAUGAAUGUAACGUAUGUGGGAAAUCCUUCAGCCAAAAAGGAACCCUCACUGUACAUCGGAGAUCACACUUAGAGGAGAAGCCCUAUAAAUGCAAUGAGUGUGGGAAAACCUUCUGUCAGAAGUUACACCUCACUCAACACCUGAGGACUCACUCAGGAGAGAAACCCUAUGAAUGUAAUGAAUGUGGGAAAACCUUCUGCCAAAAGACACAUCUCACCUUACACCAGAGAAACCAUUCAGGAGAGAGACCGUAUCCAUGUAACGAAUGUGGGAAAUCCUUCUCCCGCAAGUCAGCCCUCAGCGACCAUCAGAGAACGCACACAGGAGAGAAACUUUAUAAAUGUAAUGAAUGUGGGAAAUCCUACUACCGAAAAUCCACCCUUAUUACACAUCAGAGAACACACACAGGAGAGAAACCGUAUCAGUGUAGUGAAUGUGGGAAAUUCUUUUCUCGGGUGUCAUAUCUCACUAUCCAUUACAGAAGUCAUUUAGAAGAGAAGCCCUAUGAAUGCAAUGAAUGUGGCAAAACCUUCAAUCUAAACUCAGCCUUCAUUAGACAUCGGAAAGUACACACAGAUGAGAAACCCCACGAAUGUAGUGAGUGUGGAAAGUUCUCAUAUCUCACCGACCAUCACACAACUCACUUAGGAGAGAAACCCUAUGAAUGUAGUGAAUGUGGGAAAACCUUCCUUGAAAAUUCAGCCUUCGAUGGGCACCAGUCACUUCCCAAAGGGGAAAAGUCCUAUGAAUGUAACAUGUGCGGGAAAUUGUUCUCUGAGCUGUCAUACUAUACUAUACAUUAUAGAAGUCAUUCAGAAGAGAAGCCCUACGGAUGUAACGAAUGUGGGAAAACCUUCUCCCAUAACUCAUCCCUCUUUAGACAUCAAAGAGUCCACACAGGAGAGAAACCCUACGAGUGUUACGAAUGUGGGAAGUUCUUCUCUCAGAAGUCUUACCUUACUAUACAUCAUAGAAUUCAUUCAGGAGAGAAGCCCUAUGAAUGUAGCAAGUGCGGGAAAGUUUUCUCUCGGAUGUCAAACCUCACCGUACACUAUAGAAGCCAUUCAGGAGAGAAGCCCUAUGAAUGUAACGAAUGUGGGAAAGUCUUUUCUCAGAAGUCAUACCUCACUGUGCAUUAUAGAACUCAUUCAGGAGAGAAGCCCUAUGAAUGUAACGAAUGUGGGAAAAAGUUCCAUCACAGGUCAGCCUUCAAUAGCCAUCAGAGAAUUCACAGGAGAGGGAAUAUGAACGUACUUGACAUGGGAAUGCUCCUCUGAAGUCAAAUCUCAUUUUAGAAAACCCUCUGCACAUAAUGAGUAUGGGAAGUCAGUCGAGAGUCAGAUAUCACUGUCUGAGAGUUCAUGUUUCUGAAUGAGGAAAAGCAUUUAGGUGUUAGAUUUAUUCUAAUCUGAAUUUUCAUAGAGAAGAGUCCCUAAAACUGCAACAAGAAGCAAAGCCUUCAGCAAGACCCUACAACUCAUUGGACACUAGACAGUUUAUAAAAGAGUGAAACUCUAUGAAUAUUUUAUGUUUAUUUUGGAUUCCAAUUGUAUUCACAUAUCAGGGAAUCAUACCAAGGUGAAACCUGUUAAAGUGAUGAAUGUGUAAAAUACGUUGUCUUGGAAAUUGUUAUACUGAAAGCCAUAUUUCUGAUAUAAAAUCAGAUGUUUUUAGGAAUGAUAUCAGAAGCUAUCAGCUCUGAAUAAACCUUCAUUGCAGAAAAUGAAGUUUUAAAAUCUUCUGGAGUUGA
Messenger RNA from Eubalaena glacialis (North Atlantic right whale), 3135 nucleotides. RefSeq names its product RB associated KRAB zinc finger (gene RBAK). Gene Ontology annotation, biological process: negative regulation of transcription by RNA polymerase II. Lineage: Eukaryota; Metazoa; Chordata; Mammalia; Artiodactyla; Balaenidae. Gene Ontology annotation, cellular component: nucleus. Gene Ontology annotation, molecular function: RNA polymerase II transcription regulatory region sequence-specific DNA binding; DNA-binding transcription repressor activity, RNA polymerase II-specific. The coding region runs from base 488 to 2662 and encodes 724 amino acids. The record is from RefSeq and is a predicted model, not a curated record. The transcript has 6 exons.